AUGGCUCAGUCUUUGGGGCAGCGUGGCAGACUUCACCUCAGGGUGCAGCCACUGGAGUCUAAAACCUCACAUCUCAAUCCCCGCCCUUCAGGAGUUCACGGUCUGCUUCAGCAUCAAGUUUGAGGUAUUUAUGGAAAGGGAAAAAAACACUUUUGGAUCAACUGAGGCUACACUGACUUUAAAUAUGUGAACUGAAUGAGUCAAGAGUUUUGAUUUGUUGUUUAGGUCUUGGCUACCUCACCAUGGACGGCCUUCAUGUAUCGUCAUCCUGACGCCCAGUAUGCUGAGCUGGGCUUGGGGGGAAAGUGGGGCCACUUGGUGGUGUGGUUGUUUGGAGUGGAGUGGACCACCGCAAAGAUGACACUGCAGGUGUCAGAGUGGCACGCACUAUGUCUGACAUGGAAACACACUAAAGACAGACCUGCUCUGUACAUCGAUGGCAAACAGGUGGAAAUUUGGUCAGGUGGGUGACGAAAAAAACUGUAUUAAAAACUUGUGAUUUUUCUCCUCUGGUCACUGGUAUAAAGCUUUACUACUCUUUGUAAUGUCUGUCAUACUUCAACUCAAAGCAUUCUCUGAUUCAGAGCAAAAUAUGGCGACAUGAACCAGAAUCAGCAAGUGUUCACGUGUUAUACCAAGUUAGUUGAGACACUGUCGUUGUUGCCGUUUUUCCGCUUAUUGGGCAACAGCUUCUGGAGGGAAGCCCAGACAGCCCUCACCCCAGCCACUUCCACCAGCUCCUCCAGGGGGGAUUCCCAGGCCAGGUGAGAGGCCAGGUCUACUCUGAGCGCCUCCCAAGUGUCCAAGCUCCUUACCCUAUCUCUAAGGCUGAGCCCGGCCACCCUGGGAAGGAAACCAAUUUCGGCUGCUUGCAUCCGCGAUCUUGUUCUUUUCGUCAUUACCCAAAGUUCAUGACCAUGGGUGAGGCUCGGCACGUAGAUCGACCGGUAAAUUGAGAGUCUUGCCUUGCAGCUCAGCUCUUUCUUCAACACGACAAAUCGGUUAAGCGUCUGCAUCGCUGCUGAUGCUGCUCCGAUCCGCCUGUCGAUCUCUCGCUCCAUCCUACCCUCACUUGUGAACAAGAUCUCAAGAUACUUGAACUCCUCCACUUGAGGCAGGACCUCCCCUCCGACCCGGAGAAGGCAAUCUAUCUUUUUGUGACUGAGGACCAUGGCCUCGGACUUGGAGGUGCUGAUUCGCAUCCCAGCUGCUUCACACUGGGCCGCAAACCGCCCCAGCAGGAGCUGAAGGUCACUGCUCGAUGAAGCUAGAAGAACCACAUCAUCUGCAAAAAGCAGCGACGCUGAGAUACUGUAUUUUGUGUUAAACUUGAGAUGAUGUAACCCUAGUCCUAAACUUUUUAUUCUUCUGUUCAAUCACGCUGACCUGCUCUCUCCUCCUCCUCUAGCUCACAGAUCAAACACUUCCUACAAUAACCGAAAACUGGCCCCCAACGGGACUCUCACUCUCGGGGUGUCGCACUGCCUGGUCGAUGGAAACAUCAACAUUAUUUCAUUCACUCGCCUGCUGGGAAACUUAUCUCAGUUUAGGCUUUGGGGUCAAGAACAGGAAGUGACAUCAGUGAGAUGCACAGAGGGGGACCUGGUGAAGUGGGAAAGGGACAACUGGGACACGCAGAUCUGUGCUCCGCUCACUGAUCCCAGCCUGCAGUGUGGUGAGACAAAAUUCAUUUUAACAUUAAACAGACCCAGUGCUUUUAAUUUUUAUUCAUAACAAUAUAAUAAACUGACAUUAAGUUUAGAGACUUAAUGUUCAAUGAUGUCAGCGUUUACAUCGUUUUUGUGCACCGCUCAGUUACUCACUUCAGUGUGGUUCGCCAGUUUCAUUAAGCGUUUUACAGCUUUGUUUUACCUCAAUUUACUGUUUACUGUCCGUCCUCCAUGCUCACAUUAAAUAUUGAUUCCCUGUCUUUCUGUUUGAAGAGUAAAUACAGUAGCCGUUCUUUGAUCAAUAACAUCGGGGGCUGUUGUAGCUUGUUUCUUAUCUGCAAAACUGGAUCCUGCAAGUAACCCUCCUCUGUUCCCUGCUUGACUUGAAUUUGAUGAAAAAAAGUCAAUUUUAUUUAUUCAGUUUUAAAGAAAAUGCUCGAUGUUGUACAUUUAAUUGUAAUAAUUGUAAUCUAUUCCAGUGUUUACUCUGUUGAUGUGUAUCUACACGUCUUUACCUGUGUUUGGUCUUUUGCAGAGUGGUCCUUUUACAAAGUGAGACUGAUGUUCGCUAUUAUACGCUCCGAUGGGAACAAAACGGAGCUCUACAGAGCCAGAGACAUAGCACAUAAAUGGGUAAACUAAACAAAUGAAUACAAGCAUAACAAUUCAGAAACAUGGUAGCUAUUCUUGGUCACGCUUUAAGCUAGUUUGUGAAGCUUUUAUGAGAGGCUCAGUGUAGUUUUGGCUCAGCUACAAAACACAUAACAGGUUCGACCUUACGCAUAAGAUGUCUGUGAAUGUAAGGGCUGCUGGGGUUAUAUUGCACAGAGACAGUAAAUCUCAGAGGCUGUAACUGCUCUCUUCUGUUUGUUUUUCCUGCAGCUCAGAAAGGUUCUGCCAACCAGCAUCUAUUUACCCAGGGUGUCAGUGUUUGAAGUACCCAGGUAUGAGAAGAUCUGGUUUUACGACACGGAAAUGACAGGCUGUUGACUUUUUAAUCAAAUAUUUUUUAAUGUCAAUUAGUGUCACAAUAUCCUAAUGCACACAGAAUCUCUGUGAUCUCUUGCACAGAUCCAGUACAGAGGAUGGACUUCUGAAUACAACACAUGUAGAUGGGCAGGUAUUUAAGCACCAAUGAGUCAGACUCAUAGCCCCUCUUAAUGUCUUAUAACUUUUGACAAACUAUAUAUAUAUUUUUUUACUAUCCAGAUGCGAUGGGCUCCACCUAAUGACAGGUAAAUAUCCCUUAUAAUGCCUGAUGCUUUAUAAUCAUGUGAUAUUUGACUGGACAAUAAAUCAGAUAAGCACAGAACUCAAGAUUAAGUUGAUGCCUCCUGGUUCUAAAAAGUUUGAAAGAAUAAGAAUAAGAACUUUAUUCAGGGAAAUUCAAUAGAGAGCAUGAUUGUAUAAAGCCAUGUGCCAAGUAGGAGUGGGAGAAAGAAUCGAUACAGCACAGUCACACAAUAUUUUGUCUGGUGAUAUAUUGUAUCGUCUCAUCCACAUGGUAUUGAUUUUUUUUUUUUUCAAAUCCAUUGCUAAUUUGAACUAAAUUCUAUGAUAAUGGAAAAAUAAAAUCAACUGUUUGUCCAGUGAGGUUGGCAAAAGGGGACACCAUAGAGCAGGAGAGAGUUAGUGCAACAAAUAUAUAUAAGGUUUGCAAGAUGUGCUCAAUGAAAAUAAAAUACAGUGUAAAUAAGACAAACAAAAAGAAAAGACAAUUGCUAAAUCAGCUAAACAGUUAAAAAGAUGGUAUAGAUCUUUGUAUCGCAUUUUAUCGCAAAAUUCACUGUAUUGCAAAAAGUUCAAAAUCGUAAAAGUAUCAUGAUAAUAUCAUAUCAUGGCCCAAGUAUCGCAAUAAUACCGUAUCAUGGCCAAAGUAUCAUGAUAAUAUCAUAUCGUGGCCCAAGUAUCUCGGCCCAAGUAUCACAAUAAUAUUGUAUCGUGGCCCAAGUUUCGUGAUAAUAUCAUAUCAUUGCCCAAGUAUCGCGAUAAUAUCAUUUAGUGGACCAAAAAUCGCGAUGAUAUCGUAUUGUGGCCCAAGUAUCGCGAUAAUAAUGUAUCGUCGCCAAGGUAUCGUGAUAAUAUUGUACCGUGGCCCAAGUAUCGCGAUAAUAUCGUAUCGCGCGGCCCAAGUAUCGUGAUAAUGUCAUAUAGUGGCCCAAGUAUUGCGAUAAUAUUGCAACUUGGCCCAAGUAUCGUGACAAUAUCAUAUUGUGGCCCAAGUAUCAUGAUAAUAUCAUAUCGUGGGGCCACUGUUGAUUUCCACCCCUGGUGCAGAGGGGGCAGUUUAUCAGUAAUUACCAUGUUGCUUACAGUGCACGUCCACUUAAACGCUCCUCUGGGAUUCACUAGUCAAAACAUGUGGGACCCUCAACGGGAAAAUACUGUAAAAAAUAAAAACUCUAAUUUUAUAGGUUUUACUGCCUGGUUCAUAUAAAUGUCAUCCCUCCGUUGGAUGUGGCAGCUGUGCAAAUUGAGAUGCACACAAACCUCAGGACCCCCUACUACGAACCCAGCAGUCAGCUGCAACUGCUCACUGAUCCGGACAGCAUACACACUACACCUGUCGGUAGGAAACAGCCUCUCUCCAUCCAGAUGUGUCUGCAUGUGUAAGUUCGAAACAUGAAAUCUGCUUCCUUUAAAUCUUUGCUGUAUUUUCAGAGAGUUUUACAGCUACCACUGUCAGUACUCCUGAUGCGGAGACACAGCCUUCUGUAGUUACAACAGUGCUACCCAUUAUCACUACAAGAACCACAAGAAGCACCACAGCUGCUGGCCUCACAGCCGGCCCCUCAAGUGUGUCUGGUCAGUCUGAUCAUCUCAUCAUUCCACCAGAUUUUGGAUGCAUUAAAAAGGAAAUUCAUUUGCAUCAUGCACGGUUACUAUUUUUCUCUGGGUCUUCUCUGCAGAGCUGUAUUUUGAGGUCAAGCUCAAUGUCUCCAUCACAGGAGACUGGGAUCCAGAACUGGUUCUGUCUACAUGGGUAUACCUAACUAAAAACUCUUUUUAAUCAUAAUAAAGCAGGAUUAAGCUUCACCUAAUUUGAUUGUGACUUUUUACUCCGUGCAGCUCAACUCCAGUCUACCUGAUCACAUGAUGAUUGUACUCGACCUCCAGAUGCUCCCUAAAGACCGCAGGUACAGAGCACGGUGUAGCUGCCGAAGCAAAUGAUCUAUUUCUAGAAAUAUCCCUAUUUCACUGACAUAAACAGACAAACUUAACUGCAAAUCUCACCUCCAGACAUCGUCCAAAGAGGCAGUCAUAUCCCCACACCUCUGAUAAAGUAAGUAAACAAAAUAAAACCCUCUCUUGUACUCCUGAACAGUUUUACAAAACACUCUUCAGCUCCGACUGUAGCUACCUUACUUCCAUGGUUUGUCAAGCUAAUGAUAACAAACAACUCAUUCUAGCUCCACAUUUAACAUACAGACAUGAGGAUAGCUGCAGUACAUAAUUUAAAGCCUCUGUGAGAAACUUUCAGUCUGUGUUGACUUUGGCGCCCCCUGUGGUCGCUCCUAAUCUUGUACUCUGUAUGCUUAAAUAGUGUCCUCUGAUAAAAAAUUCUCAAAACUCAAAACUCAAAAUUCAAACAGAAUACGUUAAAUGUUAAAUAUGUUACUCUUAAAACUGAAACCCUGUCGAAGAAAUGUUACCAACAAAUGUCAAAUACAAAUAUUUUAUUGGAAAAGUUGACAGAUUUUAGGUUUAAUUGGAGUUUAAUUACAUGACCAGAAAAUACAGAAAUUGAUCUCAUCUAUUAUAUAUUUAUUUUUUUUCGUUUUUCAAUUAACUCAUAUAUCUUUUUUCUUUUUCAGAUUUUUAUAAACAAAGUUUCAAGGUGUGUAUCAUACCACUCUGUAUUGAGAAAGAACUUCAGUUAAAGUCUCUGAAGAACGACAACAAACAUACAAUAAAACUGAGCUAAUCUGAUGUUCUGCUUAUCAGAUAUAUCGACUUUGUUCCACUGAAUGCUAAAUUAAAUGAGGAAUUAUGGUUCAUUUAGAUUUGAAUAAUGUUGAUCAGAGAUAUUGAUUUGGGUAAACAUUUACAGCUGUAAUUAACUCUUUAUCGUCCUGCAGAGAGAGCUGUGUUUUCCAGGUGCAGGUCAUGAUGUCGUUGUCAGACACACAGGAAAUGGAAGAGCUGAUAAGGUUCCUGCUGCAGAUGCCGUAUGACAAUGGAUCCAUCUCUGUAGCGACGGAGGACAUAGAGAUAAGCCGUAUAUGUGAGUAAAUAAAAGAUGAUGUAAAAUGUAAGUUUAAAAAACAAGAUUUGAUCACUUUUAAUGUGUCCUAUUUUACUCCUUUUCUCCAAUGUCACGCUCUUACUUUUUAGUAAUAUAUAACUGCGUGGAACAAUCCCACCUCACGAGGAAAGGACUGUUUGAGUGGCCGACCAUUUCAGGAGGGAAAAACACAACUCAGCCGUGCCCCAAAAACCCUCGACACCACGCCACACGACACUGGUAAACACUUGGAUAUUUCAGUUAUUAGACCUUUCUCUUUUUCCUCAAAUCAGUGAAAUCACCUCUGAAAUUGGCACUUAAAGGGUUAAAAUCAAUAUCUAUUUUUAAAAAAAUCAGCAUUUUUUUAUCAGGACUGAGCUUGAUGAAGAGAUCUGAGGAAAAAAAUAUUGAAAAAAUAUCUCUCUGAUAUGUUUUCAUAGCAGCUUAAGUUAGUGGCUAAAAAUAGCCAGAAGAGGACGAAAGGGUGUAAAUUUUAAAAUCUGAUGCUGUGCAAAAAAUAAAAAUGCAUCAAAGUCAAUGUUGUUACUAAUAUUUGACAUAUCGAAGAGUGUGAUAUGAUGCAAAAAUCUAUAGCCUCUGAUCAUUUUUUAAUAUUGAAAAUUAGUUUUUGUGUUUUUUUUGUCACCAAAUCAGUGACAUCACCCCUGAAAUAGGCAUUUAAAGGGUUAAAAUCUAUGAUAAUCAUUUUUUAUAUAAAGUUCUGAUAAGGACUGAGCUUGUUGAAAAUAUUUCUCUGAUAUGUUUUAGCAGCUUAAUUUAGUGGCUAAAAUCAGCCAGAAGAGCAUGAAAGGGUGUAAAAUUAGAAGGGCACACAAGAGUUUAUAUACAUCAAGCACUAGUGAUACAUCCAAUGAGAGCUAAAAAAUGACUGCAGGUUCGACUGAGUAUGAACAGUAAACAUUACUCCUACAAUAAGAGGUCGGGCAUCUUUUUCUCUGUUUUACAUCUUUUUACAUGGAAAAUACACUGAUCGUACACUUUUGUGUGCAUGUUGUAAUCCUGACUUCCCGUAACAGUUUAAGUGUUUUUACCUGGUUGCUAACGUGAAUUUAACACAUGGCUACAUACAGGCCUUUGUGGGUAUUGACUCAUUUCACUGGUCUCUAUUUACAGAGCUAUCACGGUGUGUUCAGGACUUUCUGUGUGUUGAUUUAGUGUGACACUAACACUUAUCAAAGGCUGGGCUGUAAAAUCAUUUAUCAGAGGGAUGGUGUUAUCAAUGACAGCUAACAGUUAGGUAAUUUCUAAUAUCAAUAUCCUCCUGGCUGCCUCAGCUGUGUCGGGGAUGCAUAUUAUGUCAAUGUAAGACCUGGGGGAGUAAACGGUAGAAAGGAAAUCUCGCUGAAUAAAGAGCAAUUAGAGACGUCAGGGAAUUAUCUUUACAAAAGGUACUUCAAUCAAUAAAACAGGAGUAGCUUGUAAAACAAAUUCAAGCUGAGGGGGAAAAUAAACCCCCUCUCUCUCCUUCUCUCUCUGUCCCUUCAUCAGUAAACUGAGUCUCAAGACUCACUGGAUGGCCCCAGACCUGGAAGACUGUUCUUUAUUGGUGGAAACCAUCCCUGAUCUGGACCACGUCAAAGUCACUCCUGGUCUGUUACGCCAUCUGUUUGUCUGUCUUGUUAUGAAAACCUGCAAAUACUUCAAUUUAUCUAAAAUGUAUGUUUUUAAAUUUAUGGUUAAAUAUCAAAAGAACAAAAAAAUUGUUUGAAUAAGGGUUUAAAAAUGGAUUUCUGCUGAGACAGGUUUAGGAUGUCUUUUAGCUUUCACCGAGUCCUUGAUUAAAGGUUAAGACGUGCCAUGGUGGUAUUUUAAAUCCUUUAAAGACAGCUGCUCAUCAGAGAACUGAAUCUAGCGACUUUGAUUUCUUUUUUGUAACUUUGAAACACCACACCAACAAACUAGUGCGAAGGUCACAAUUUCCUCAUAUCUCUGUUGUUUAUUUCCAGACAAUGCGCUGGAUAUCAUUGACAUGAUUGUUAGCUUACUAAAAAACCACUCCACGCUCAACUACAAAGAGCUGGCCACGGUCCUCAACAAGCUGGAGGACAUCGUCAACCUCAGCGUGGUCACUCCAGCCCUGGGCCAAGCUCUUAUUGACAUCAUCUCAGACAUCCUGGAGUCUGACAGCGACCUGCUGCCUUUCACCAACACGUGAGGAUAAAAACCAAACACAAAAUGUGGGUAUGGGAGUGUACCUCUCAGUUUGAUAUCUGUUUACUCUGCUUCUCUCUUCGUCAACAGUAUCCUAAAUAUCACAGAAGCAGUGGGAGACAGGAUGGUGGGCUACGACAGCUCCUCCACCCUGCUUGCCCCAGCCAUUGCUGUAACAGUGGUGGAUGUCUUACCUGGGGAGUUUAGCAGUUUGACAUUCGGAGUGUCAUCUUAUCGUCUCGGCAAAAAGCCUGAGGUAUGUAAAGUUAGCGCUAAAACUACCGACAAACGCAGUAUUUCCUUUGAACCAACAAACUGGAAAGUACAAAUGGUACAGUCACUACGCAGAGCAGCUUGAAGUGCUGCAUUUUGCAUAGAGUCCACUCUAAAUGUAAAUCACCUGUAGUGUUACUGAUAUUAAAAGAGUAUGAGUAACCCUAAAAAUAAACUUUUUGUGUUGUAGAUUUUCAUUAACAGGUAUCCUUUGAACGGCUCAGUGGCUUUUAUUUCGCUGCCAUCUGUCCUUCAAGACAGUUUCCCUCAGAGCGGCUUCAACCUGAGUCCAGCAAGAAUUACUUUUCAGUUCUUUGGGCUUCCAGAGCUCUUCAAGGUACGUCUGUGUGAGACUUAUUUCUCUGUGAUAGGGCUGCACGAUUAAUCGAUUUUAAAUCGUAAUCGGAUUAUUUUAUCAUGACGAUGUUAAAAAAAUUAAAAUCGUCAAAUCGAUUUUCCUCUCCAUCAUGUUUCACACCUUGAGGCCACUGUGGGCUCCCCCAUUCCCACUCACACCAGUGUAAACAAACAUGGCGUUUUUAAAAGAAGGUGAUAAGUUCGUGGCUAAAUGGGACAAGAGCGAGUCAGUCGUGUGGAAUUGCAAAGUCUGUCUGAAGGCGGUAUCAACUCGUCCACACGGAAACAAAUUCAGGAGUAAACGCAAAAGUUUUUUGUCAUAUCACCGUUUCAUUCACACGGAAACGGCGUUUCAAGUGACUGUAAACGGUACUUUUUGAAAACGGGUCAGAGAGUUCAUAAAUCCGUAAACGAUGACCAUUUCAUCUCCGUGUGGAUGUCUAUUUGCAUCUCUGGAAACGAUCAUGUGACACACAACAUAACUUUUUUAUGGCCGAUACACGUGUCCAGCAAAAACAACCUUUAUACACAUGCUCUGUACUUUUCUUCUGUCUUUUGUGUAUUUCGUGUGCAGCGUUACAGCUCCACUUACUGGCUUGGCAUAUGCACUACAUCAUUUUCAGUGGUUUCGUUUUGAGGGGUGAUAGAAAAACUUUUUUUUACCUCCGCCAAGGAGGUUAUGUUUUCAGUAGCGUUGGUUUAUUUGUUUGUUUGUUUGUUUGUCUGUGACCAACUUUACGGAGAAAGUUACAGACGGAUUGACCUGAAAUUUUCACCAGAGGUGCGUCUCAGCCCCAGGAGGAUCCCAUUUAAUUUUGGUGGUGAUCAGGAUCGCCUUCUGGAUCCAGGAAUUUUUUGAAGGAUUCUUUAUCAUUGUGAGAUAGGGCAAAUUUGGGAAUUUUUGCAGUUAACUCUAUAAAAAUGUCCAGAGUCUUUAGUAAAAAAUUACACAAAAGGAUCUCAAUGAGUUUUAUGAGGUGUCAAAGGUUGAUCCUGAUCCAGACAAAAUUCCGGAUACUGUGAUCCAGAACACACAAAAAUAAGGGUGUCGUUAGAAUUUUCAAUGCUGAAAGAUAACCAAUGGGCGGCACAGUGGUGUAGAUGGGCGGCACAGUGGUGUAGUGGUUAGCACUGUCGCCUCACAGCCAGAAGGUCCUGGGUUUGAAUCCGGGUCAGGGCAUUUCUUGUUUUAGGAAAUUUAUGAACAGUGAACAUACCAGUUUAAACACAAAUAAAAGUUAAUAAAAGACACGUAACAGUAAAAGUUUUGCUGUGAAUCACAAUGUAGGGGGGACAUGAGCUGCUUGGCGGAGGUCUGCGCUCUCCGAGUGCUUUUCUAGUUUUUAAAGUAAAGUUUGGUGAAGUUGUCACUGAAUUAAAAAUCUAAAUCAAAAAUCGAGUUCUCUAAGAAAAAAAAAUCUUCAUUUUUGGCCAAAAUCGUGCAGCCCUACCUCGUGUUUGAAAGAAAAAUGUACAAAUCCAUCAGAAACGUCAGUCUCACUCAACAGAUUGUCUUAAUAUACCCAGACCAGCCAAAAGGGGGCGACCCUCAACACGUUUGUGGUGUCAGCCAGCGUGACCAACGCCAGCUCUCCAAUCAAAGACCUGGUUGAGGAUGUAAAAGUGACACUCCAACAUCUAACACCCAACAAAGUAAGAUCUGAUAUCCUGUAAAAAUAAAGAGAAACAUGUUCUGCUUCUUACACUCAUGCCAGUAUGACACUAAACUACAUUUAAUUUUCACCUGCUGGAAAGCAUCACAGUGAAGUCCAGUGUGUGUACUGGAACUUCAAUAAAAACCGUAAGUCCUCCUUGUUGUAAAUCCUCCAUAUUUAGUCUCACUUUACAAAUGUUGAAUGACGUGUAAGAUGCUGAAUGUCUGUGUCGUCAUCUAGACGGACAUGGAGGCUGGGAUGACCACGGCUGCAGAAAACACUACAGCAGCUCUGACUACACAACAUGCCUGUGUGAUCAUCUCACACACUUUGGAGUUCUUCUGGUAUGUGUGAAAUAUUUUAUGAUUCAGCUUCAGAGGGACUGCAGCGCAUUUUCAGGGUUUUGAUGAUAGUAUUAGACAAAGACAGGUGGUUUAACCCAGAGUUUGUCAGCAGAGGGCGCUCCAAGCACAACAUAUAAAACACAGCAGAGUAUGAGCAGCAAUUUAUGAGUUUGCAAGAGAGCCACUGCACCCCGCUAACACUUCUUUCUGCACGAUAAAACCCGACUGGAGUGGGUCAGAUCUCUGUUGGGAGGAGUGAUCUGCACUACAACAUGUCUUUUUGGCAGUGAGUGAGGAGGGCUCAGUAUUCCUGGAGUCACAUCAAGGUCCAGGCAAAGACAUCAGACAGCAGAAAUAACCGGACUUAACUAAAUCCAGGAUGUCAAUUCAACCCCCUCUUAAAAAAAGCCUGUUUAAGCAAGUGCAAGCUCUGGUUUGUCAUAGAGACACAAGCGGUUAGAGCGAUACUGAACAUAAAAUAAACAUUUGUGUUAUAAAUCGGGAAUUGAAAUACACAGAGAUAUUUGUGUCUUGUGUCUAAGGACCCCACCAGGAACCCAGUGGAUCCAGCAAAUGAGCAGAUCCUCACCAUCAUCACUUAUAUUGGUUGUGGAGUCUCAUCGCUGUUCUUGGGGAUUACUGUUCUCACCUACACAGCUUUUGAGUAAGUCGUUAAAGGGAUAUUCCACGUAAAAUUAAUUUAGGGUCAAACACACCACAACACCGAGUUAGACACCCCCCCCAAGAGAUGAAUGUUGGUGACCACUUGCUUCUCUAGUUAUACCAACUUUAGUAACGACCGCACGAUAGCAGUACACAGCGGUCUGAGGAGCCAUAAACAAACCUCAACCAAAACGCCACUCUAUAGCCACAAAUAAUGCUCAGAACAGCACCUAACUUCAUCAACAGUACAUAUAGGGUCCCAGCCAUAGUACUGGCCACCAAACAUCUUUUUAACUUUGCCUGAUUUCUUGAUCAAAGAGACUAAACACAACUCACCCGCUCUCCUCCAGCAGCUGUUUGUUUGUGGGGAGGGCCCUGACGAGUCAAUCACCAAGUGCAGCGGAGUUUCGCAGCUCAAGGAAGAACAUUUAUGAUCAUUUCUUCAUGGAAAUGCAAUCAGACUGAGACGCUAAGGCAGAAGAACUACCGCGUAUGCAGUGCAAAAUUAUUAAUAUGGCGAUUAUUACUUCAAGGAAAUGAUAAAGAAAUGAUGAUAAAUGUUCUUCCAUGAUCUCUUGAGGAGGUGUCUAACGGUGUGUUUGACCCUACUUUAAUUUUACACCGGAAUAUCCCUUUAAGUCCUGUAUAUUCUUUCUCUCCCACACACACUGUGUUGACAGGCAGAAAAGUGACUUUAAAACGACUUUAAAGUGAUAACAAAUGUAUGGUUGAAACAUUGAAAUCUUUGUAGAACUUUUUAUGACUUAUGAGUGAGACAGCUGUCUUAAAUGUCUUGGACUCUUUGUGUUCUCUCACCUCUUUAUUUCCGUCUCAGGAAGCUCCGUCGAGACUACCCGUCUCAGAUCCUCAUUAACCUCUCCCUGGCACUGUUGGGUUUGAAUCUGGCGUUUCUGGUCAACUCCUGGCUCUCCUCUUGGGGUAUUUAUGGCCUCUGUGUGGCGGCAGCGUCCACACUGCACUACUUCCUCCUGGCGUCUUUCACCUGGAUGGGAUUAGAGGCUGUUAACAUGUACUUCGCUCUGGUUAAAGUCUUCAACGUCUAUGUACCGUCUUACAUCCUCAAAUUCUGCGCGCUUGGAUGGGGUGAGUCUUGCUGCUGACCAACAGAUUUUAAAUUACUAACAUUGUAUAACUUCCUCUUCAUCUUUGGUUUUCAAGGCUAUGACGUAAUUUGAAAGUAUAUAAUCUGUCUCUCCAGGGAUUCCUCUGGUGAUCUGUGUCAUGGUGCUCAUUGUGAACAGAGAGGCAUAUGGAGGUCACCUCUACAAUGACGCUCAGUCGAGCCUGGAGCUGCUGGACAGCUCGGACAGUUUGUGAGUUUUAGCCUUUGACUGACCGGCUCUCAGGUUUCAAUCAAUAGUGAGACUAAAAGGAUUUUACGAGAUUCCUCUCAGUGUAUCCAGCUGCUGUCAUUCACUAAAAUAAAUCUCUCCUGUCUCCUUUAAAAAAAAUAUCUGUUUUAUCUCUGUGGCUUUACAAAUGACCUGAUAUUCAAGAGUUUCAUGCAAGACAGCAUGUUUUCACAUCCAAAUGCAGAAGGGAAAAGCUUUUCUUGGGUCAUUUUAAAGGCAAGUUUAGAUCAGAGAUCACAGACAAAUAUGCAAAUCUCACUCAUGUGUAGAAACACAAGUUGGGGCAAAUUAUGAGUGCACUAAAGACAUCAAUCUUUAACAUCUUUAUACAAUCAUGAUUCCCAAAAAAGUGUUGCUCUUACAACACGUCUGGUGAUGAUUUCAGGCAUUAACAUACAAUCCAAUCUUUGUUCCCACAGUUGUUGGUUCCAGGAUGACGUGACGUUUUACGUGUCUGUGGUUGCCUACGCCGUGCUGAUCUUUCUUUUCAACAUUGCGGUAAAUAUUUUGCACACUUCAUUGAAGACUGGCUACAUUUUGUCCACAUUUUGCUGUUCAGUGUAUCCCACUGUUCUUCUCAGGUACUUUGCUUUUGUUUACAUAAUUUUAUAAAUAAUUCAGGGUCCAUGUUUGCUGUUAGAUGCUGUUUAUCUUCAUAUUUGAUCACUCAAAAAUAGCUAAUAGGAUUCUUGAACAGCACUAAUCACAAUAAAUCUCCCCGUUGAUGGCAGCUGAACCCUUAAAGGGAUAUUCCGGCGAAAAUUUGAUUUAGGGUCAAACACAACAUAAAACUGAAGUAGACACCCUCUCGUGAGAUGAAUAUUGCUGACCACUUGCUUCUCUAGUUAAACCAACUUUAGUAACGACCGAACGAUAGCAAUACACAGUGGUCGACAUCUCCACGGACAAACCUCAACCAAAACACCACUCUAUAGCCACAAUUAAUGCUCAGAACAGCACCCAACUUCAUCAACAGUACAUAUAGGGUCCCAGCCAUAGUACAAUGCAAUCAGAGUUCUUGUGUAUCUUGUAUACGCAUUGCAGAUGCGGUAGUUCUUCUGCCUUUGCGUCUCAGUCUGAUUGAAUUUCCAUGAAGAAAUAAUCAUAAAUGUUCUUCCUUGAGCUGUGAAACUCCGCUGCACUUGGUGUGGCUUUUUGGUUGCUGCACUAGAGUGGUUUGGUUGAGGUUUGUGCGUGGAGACGUAGACCGCUGUGUAUUGCUAUCAUGCGGUCGUUACUAAAAUUGGUAUAACUAGAGAAGCAAGCGGUCGACAACAUUCAUCUCUCGAGGGGGUGUCUAACUCAGCGUUACGGUUUGACCACAACUUAAAUUUACGCCAGAAUAUCCCUUUAACUUUCUUUUUAAUGUCCGUGUAGAUCUUUGUGGUGGUUCUAAACCAGAUUCGCCAAAUGCGAGCCAACAGCCCAGCUGGGACUCGCAGAGGACUGAUCCAUGACUUAAGGGGAGUCGCCAGCCUCACCUUGUUACUCGGACUAACAUGGACUGUUGGCUUUUUUACCUGGGGACCGGCCAGAAUAGUUCUGCUCUACAUUUUCUCCGGACUUAACUCCCUGCAAGGUGGUUUUUCAUACAAUUAGGGAACAUACGUAUGAAAAAAACAUGUUCCCAUAACUCUUAAUAUUCUUAAUAUAUCAUUCACAGUUAAGGGGUUCUGAAUUUAAACACGGACUAGCCUUACUGGAUUUCUACACUUGACUUAUUAAUCCUUAACUUCUUUCCUCCCAUUGAUCGAGCCGCUCUGUGUUUAUUGAUUGAGUCAGUGCUAACUAACCAUGCAUGCAGCUUUCCUCAACAUCCCACUCCACAUUCACAGUUCAAAAGAAAACAAGAAAAUUUGUAGAUAAAAAAGGACAAAAAUCAAACAGCAGCAGAGUGAUGCAACUAUUUCGCAACCGCCUUUCCUUGGAUGGCCUUUGUGAUGUUACUUUCCUUUUUUUUUUUUUUUCUUUUCUGAGAGUGAUGCAACAAAAGCCCUCCACUCUCUACUUCUGGGAGAAAUGCCUUGCUCAAGUGCAAAUUAAAAAUGAAAAAGCCUGUGAGAAAGAACCAGUCCUCUCCUGCAAAGUUCAUGACCUUAUUGAAGUUUUGUUUGUGUUCCAGGACUUUUCAUCUUCUUCUUCCACUGUCUGAUGAAGGAGAACGUCCGGAGGCAGUGGAGGAUUCAUCUCUGCUUCGGACGUUUCAGACUAGAAGAGCACUCCGGUAAAACAGCUACAUACAGUCUUAUGUGACAACCAAGUUGCUUCAUUUUAGUAUAUAUAGUCGUCCACAUUUCCAAACGUUGACCCUAAGAAAAAUCCAUGUUCGGUAAGAACUAAGGACAAUAUAUUUUAAGGAACUUUAGGUGAACAUAUGGAGGGUCCAUAGAAGGAAAUACCAUGGCAGAACAUAUUUUGGGGAUUUGAGUGAUGUUAAACAUGGGUACAAGGUCCUUGUUGAGGAUAGUUGUCGGAGGCCCAUGGCUCCAGAAAUCUAGCACCAAAGUAUCCGAGGUAUUUGAGUGACACAGCUCCACCGCUCUAAAGGCUGACAUGACUGGCUAAAGAAACUCAUCCUAACAAUGUGCUUCUAACUCGGUUAGUCCACGGUACACAAACUCCAAACUCCAUACAAAACCCCAAUUGAAGGAUUUUAUAAACUCCCCCCGGACAAGGCUGGACAGCUCCCAAUAAAUUAAAAAUGAAAUCCUGGUCUUUAACUUUUGCAUAUCAAAAAAACUGCUCACGGGAGCUUUAAUGUGGCAAGAUAACGGGCAGACAUGUGAGAUAGCUUGGCAACACCUGUGUUACACACCAUAUUCCUAUAAUUAUGCAGAACUAUAUUAUAGUGGCAAAGCCUAAAACUUGAUGCUGCUGACGGUUGCCGACGAGCUGAACUUAAUUGACAUUAUGUGCCGCGUUUACUCUGGGGGGAAAUUAAAAUGUCCAACUUAUUCUUCCUUUAAAGAUCAUUUAUUGCUCACCAUAGUGCCAAUGUCCUACAAUGCAUUCACAAUAUUCCAUAAACAAUCCAACAAUCAAAGAUCUUACAGAGCCCCGGUGUCGCGGUCAAAAACUAUAUGCUCCUGUGCCGUGCAGCAACACCUGUCACCUGCCCAAAGGUUCUUACCUAAAUAAACCCACCUACUGAGACCCGAGGGUGACAUCUAGUGGUUGAACAUAUGAAUAAUAUAACCUUCGAAAAAUGGCUCUUACAUAUCCCACUCAACUUCCAACUCAGAGUUAAGAGUCAUAUACAGUAUGUUUUGACUUCUUGAUUAUCUGCAGUUAAUUUUGUUGUACAGCAGCAGUAAAGAUGAGGUAACAGGAGUAAGGGAUGACCACGCCGUAAAAGUCUGUAGCUGGGGGUCAAACCUCUGGCCACUGUGUCGAGGAUUGUAUAUGUAGAGAGCAAGCUAAACCUGCACCUCUCACCUCAAAACUCAGUUUAAGCCUGGCUAGCAUGGGGCCAAAAUGAUAGCGAAUAAAUUCCAAGUGAUAGGGACUCCACAGUUUUUACAGAUAAUAAUCGCAAAGCAACAACAGCUCAAGUGAGCUCAGCUGAAUGGAGCUGAAGCAGUCGGUGGAAAUGAGGCUUUAAAGUAAUGAGAAAUUGUCAGCUGGCAUGAGGUGAUCAUUUCACAAACAGCUGCUUCCGCUUCAGUUUAUUUUUCACUAAGUUUUUCUUUAUGUUGUUACUGUUCUGUGAAAAACAACACAGAAAAAGAGACUCCCUUCUUCGAGGUAAAUCAUAACACACAAUAAUAGGCUAUUUUCAAAUACCUGUGCUGGUUUUUGUCAUCCAGAGUGGAGCAACUCGGCGUCACUGGGAGCCGUGGCCAAACCCAGAUCCAAUCCACCACGAGUCUCCGUUCCAUCGGUGCGCUCAAUCAAGUCCAGCUCCACGGACAGCACAUCAGCCUCCUCCGACUCCAGCCGGAGAGAACUGGCCUGCAAGAGACCAGACCUGGGUAAGAAAGUGAAGCGUGGUCACUACAGAGCAGCUCAGAUCUUUACUGAAUGCAUAAAUAUUCAUAUCCAACACUCUGGCAGUGCUGCUUUUGGCCAAAUAGAUGUAAAUAAAUGCAAAAUGAGAGGGAUUCAGCACAAAGUCAAAUAGUUUCUACGGAAAUCUUUCAUGAGACACUAAAAUUUAAGGGUUUUGGGUUCAAUUAAAUUGGUUAAUGAGUAACUAGAAACAUCACUCUUUCUUUUGCCAUUAAACUCUUUCUUUCUAAUCCCAUAAUCCUCAGAUAUUGUAAAACAGUUAAGGUCGCAAUUAAAAGUUAUAAUUCAUCUGCUGAGACUCAGCUGCUUUCACUGGGAACGAGGAUGAUCACAGGUUUGGUCAGACAUCACAGUCCCUCUGCUCCCAGCAUCACAGUGAAGGUCAGCGCAUACAUUAAUGAGGCUGCGCUGACAUUAAAUAAUUACAUGUAAUCCUUUGUAAUGGAGCCGGUCUAAACACAGCUUAAAGGACAAAACUGUGAUUUCCAAAAGGUUUCUCUCACCAUCUGAGAGUUUCAUUUAGGUUAAACCCCGAUCUCCCUGACAUAUGUAGGAGAAAAUGUCUGUUGUUCACACCUCUGAAUUGUUCACAGAUGUUAAAUUAUCUUGCAGGCUUUUUUGUGAAUUCCCUGGCUCUCCCUCGAGCCCAGAUGAGCCCCUCAGGUACAGAAGCUCUGCCUCACCAGCUGGGGACACACCCGACACCUGGCUGGAGGAAUCACUUGCUCGGCUAGCAGGAACAAAAGUAGAGCAUAUGAGGCAUGGGGAACAUGUUCAUUUGCAUACACACAUCCCUGAAACAUCAUGAAAAGCUUAAAAACUAACAGUGGCUUUAGCACAUACUCGUACUGUAAUUCUUCGCCAGCCACAGAAACCUGUAAUUGUUGCCGUGUAGAGUUCAGAUAUUAAUGUGAAGCCCUGUCGUAUGCCUGCUUUAUUAGAUUAUUUUAUAUCCAGUUCUAUUGUUUUUUGUUUUAGCUAAAUAUUGAAAAAGAGCCUGCAAUUAUGAAGACAUGAGUAGUUGCAUCAGUUCCAAGGAGGAGUUGGUUGCCAAGCAACUGGUGAGUGGAGCCAUGGUGACAAUGAACCAUGG
Xyrichtys novacula (pearly razorfish) is the source of this 17833-nucleotide messenger RNA. The record is from the annotation of a GenBank genome assembly. Lineage: Eukaryota; Metazoa; Chordata; Actinopteri; Labriformes; Labridae.